CAGUCUUCUAUGAUCUUAUCAGCUUCACUGCUCUCGUAAACACUCAGCUAGAAGGAGUUUCCGACUUCUCAGAUUGCGAGGAAAGAUCUGCUUAUAUUGCUGCCCGUCGUAGCAACAGGGAGAGGGAGAGAAACAUGGCACGGACGCAAGAGCUAGCGGCCCGAAGACUGGAGCGAGUUCAAGCGCUGGAGGAACGUGAGGCACUCCUUGAAGGCAAGGUACGCCAGAAGCAUGGCCAGAUAGCCUUGUCAGAGAUCACAGAGGGUCAAAUGGACCUGAUGACAAGCACUGCUGUCGCGCUGCGAAGGGCCACGAAUCCACUGCAGCUGACGGCAAAAAUCCUCGCCAAUCACGGCCAAGAUCCCAGAUUUGCUUUUCUCAAGAGCGAUGAUACCUCCGGAGACGAUGACUGGACGCUGGAAAACGUGUGGACUAGGUUGCUCGAAGGCGAGCAUGUGACUUGGGCAGAUCUUGUCACGGAAAAGACCCGUAGAGAUCAUGCUCUUCACACCGGCAAGCAGCAGGAGGUGAAGAAGCAAAGGCUCGCGGGAUUGAUCUCUGGGGUGAGUGACAGCAGGGGCGGAUGGGUCCACUUGCUGACGCUGACGAUGGACCCGCUACAGUACGACUCCUCCGGUUCGGAUUCGGAUACGGCAGUGCCGGCUGAAUCCAAGGCCGAGGAAAACAGCUCGAUCCGACACACCGAACAGGCCGGUUUCCCUGCGAAUGAGAAGAGCAACAGCGCUCAGAAGACUCGUCAGGUUGACAUCCCGUCUGAUAGUCUAGACGCUUGCCUUGCGGCAGCGCCGACCCGACCUGAGACAGCAGCGGUGCGGUUGGACGGGUCAGCAGCGAGAAAAGUCUCGGAUCGCAUCAUGAGGGCAAGGGAAUGGGCCGCUCAACGACGCAAGAACACAGAGCAGAGCGCUGUCACAGAAUCCUCGGCGACUACCAGAGCACAAGGCAACGUGCGAGAUACUGCCCUGCCAGUCACCGCAACGGAGGCCUCGCCUCAUACAGAGAAGGGGGGGAGAUGUGUCGAGCCUGCUGGGACUGAUGGCAAUGCAGACGCGAACGUGAGAGGACGAGAGGGGCGAAGCGACCUCGGCGCACAGACUCAGGUAUCAGGUGCCGUUGCGGCUGACGACGACGUGCUAGACCUUAAUGCCGAGGAUGCUGCCGCUGCUGCGUCAAGGACGAUGGAUGAAUGGGAAGGCGAGAAAGUAUGCUUUACAAUUGGAUGAGUCACCUUGGCUGUAGCAUACGUUGAGGUCAUGACUGGUCUGCGUCUCUGAG
Messenger RNA from Microstroma glucosiphilum, 1296 nucleotides. RefSeq lists its product as hypothetical. Bases 135 to 1244 code for a protein of 369 amino acids. NCBI's taxonomy places the organism in Eukaryota, Fungi, Basidiomycota, Exobasidiomycetes, Microstromatales, Microstromataceae. The record is from RefSeq and is a predicted model, not a curated record. The transcript has a single exon.